AAGAAGCAUCAUAGUAGCUGAGAAUUUGACACGUCAAUUGAAAUUUUCACAAUACAUGUUUUCGCGAUAAUUUGUAAAUUAGUAUAUUAUUUGUUAAAUCUAAUUAUUUACUAGUGAACCAAUUGUUAGCUUCGCUUACAUUUUAAACAUUUUGAUUUAGUACAAAAAAAAAGAACUUAACAAACAUGGCGUUGGCCGAGGGACCUUGCUAUACAAUCAUCAACUCGCCGGACAUCGAGGUGCCGAACGAGAUGCAACUUAAGCAAGACCUCGAAAAGGGAGAUACAAACGCAAAAAUCGAGACACUGAAAAAGGUGAUACAGAUGCUGUUGAAUGGUGAACGUUUAUCGGGUCUGAUUAUGACAAUUAUCAGAUUCGUACUGCCCGUGCAAAACCAUCAAAUCAAAAAACUAUUACUCAUAUUUUGGGAGAUAGUUCCGAAGACGUCAGCAGAUGGCAAACUUUUGCAAGAAAUGAUACUAGUUUGCGAUGCGUAUCGCAAAGAUCUACAACAUCCUAAUGAAUUUCUACGUGGCUCCACAUUACGUUUUCUAUGCAAGUUGAAAGAGCCGGAGCUUUUGGAGCCACUUAUGCCAGCCAUAAGAGCUUGCCUCGAACAUCGCCAUUCUUAUGUACGACGGAAUGCAGUUCUAGCUAUUUUCACCAUCUACAAAAAUUUCGAUUGGUUAGUGCCUGAUGGUCCUGAGUUGAUUGCAAAUUUCUUGGAAACUCAACAAGAUAUGUCUUGCAAGCGCAAUGCAUUCUUAAUGCUAUUGCAUGCAGAUCAAGAACGUGCACUCAACUAUCUGGCUUCAUGCAUUGAUCAAGUAAACAAUUUUGGGGAUAUUCUACAAUUGGUCAUCGUAGAGCUUAUUUACAAGGUUUGCCAUGCCAAUCCGUCUGAACGUUCGCGUUUUAUUCGCUGUAUCUACAACUUGCUAAACUCAUCAUCAAACGCCGUGCGUUACGAGGCUGCUGGUACUCUUAUCACACUUUCUUCUGCUCCAACCGCUAUACGUGCAGCUGCUAGCUGCUAUAUUGAAUUGAUCGUCGGUGAUAGCGACAACAAUGUUAAGCUUAUCGUACUUGACCGAUUGAUAGCUAUGAAGGAAAAUGAAAAUAUGGAAAAGGUGAUGCAAGAUUUAGUAAUGGAUAUAUUGCGUGUUUUAGCAGCACCUGAUAUUGAAGUGCGUCGCAAAACAUUGGCCCUGGCUAUGGAUUUAGUUUCAUCACGAAACAUCGAAGAAAUGGUGCUGGUGCUUAAGAAAGAAGUAUCCAAAACCCACAAUGUUGAACACGAAGACACUGGCAAGUACCGUCAAUUGCUUGUACGCACACUGCACUCGUGCUCCAUUAAAUUCCCAGAUGUGGCAGCAAAUGUAAUACCCGUGUUGGUGGAAUUCCUUUCGGACACAAAUGAAUUAGCUGCUGCCGAUGUGUUAAUUUUCAUACGCGAAGCUAUUCAGAAAUUUCCGGCACUACGCGCGCUUAUCAUUGAGCGUUUAAUUGAAGCUUUCCCACAAAUAAAAUCUUCAAAAAUUCACCGUGCUGCCGUUUGGAUAUUGGGUGAAUACGUCGAUAGCAAAGAGCAGAUUCUAGAAGUAAUUGAAACCAUUAUACAAGCUUUGGGCGAGAUACCUAUGGUAGAAGCCGAACAAAAACGUCUAGCGGGCGAGCAAACCGAUGAGGUUGAGAAGGCUAGCGAUGGCAACGCUAUUUCAGCGAGCAAUAAAGUCACUUCAGACGGUACAUAUGCCACUCAGAGCGCAUUCAGCUUGGCGCCAGUUGCAAAGAAAGAGAAGCGUCCACCGCUUCGCCAAUAUCUGAUGGAUGGCGACUUCUUCAUAGGCGCUGCACUUUCGGCCACGCUUACCAAACUUGCGCUGCGUUAUUUAGAAUUAGAAAAUGAGGAUCGCCUGCAAAAUCGUAUGACCACUCAGGUAAUGCUCAUCAUGAGUUCGAUUUUGCAUCUAGGUAAAUCGGGUUUCCCUACCAAACCUAUCACCAAUGAUGACAUUGACCGCAUCUUUAUUUGUUUGCGCACUUUGAGUGAGUGUACAGUAGAAGCUGUUGAAGUUUUCCAACAUUGUUGCCGAGACGCUCUUGGUAAAAUGUUGGAUGCCCAAUAUGAAGAAGAUCAACGCAUUUUGAAAGAGAAGCAACGUGCUUCUGCUAAGGUACAACCGGAUGACCCAGUAGCAUUUGCACAGCUUUCAAACGGGCGUGAUAAUCAGUUGGGUGAAAACGUUUUCGAGACUAGUUUGAAUCAAGCAUUGGCAGGAACUAAAUCCACCAACCUCAGCGACAUAACUUCACCAAAUAACAAACUUAACAAAGUCACACAAUUGACCGGCUUCUCUGAUCCAGUAUAUGCUGAGGCAUAUGUGAAUGUCAAUCAAUACGAUAUCGUUUUAGAUGUGUUGAUAGUUAACCAAACAAAUGACACUCUACAAAACUGCACGCUCGAGCUGGCAACAUUGGGUGAUUUGAAACUGGUUGAACGUCCACAUCCCGUGGUUUUAGCACCACAUGAUUUCUGCAACAUUAAAGCUAAUGUAAAGGUAUCAUCGACAGAGAACGGCAUUAUUUUUGGCAAUAUCGUUUAUGACACAAGCAUCAAUACUAAUGUAGUUGUCUUAAACACCAUACAUAUUGACAUUAUGGACUACAUCAUCCCCGCUUCUUGCACUGACACUGAAUUCAGACAAAUGUGGCAAGAUUUCGAAUGGGAAAAUAAGGUGACUGUAAAUACAACAUUCACCGACUUGCAUGAAUAUUUGAAACACCUAUUAAAGAGCACAAAUAUGAAGUGUUUGACACCGGAGAAGGCCCUCAGUGGCCAAUGCGGAUUUAUGGCUGCGAAUAUGUAUGCAAAAUCCAUUUUCGGUGAAAAUGCGCUUGCUAAUCUCAGCAUCGAAAAACCCGUCGAUGACCCGGAUUCCAAGGUGACGGGACAUAUUCGUAUACGCGCUAAAAGCCAGGGCAUGGCACUAAGUUUAGGCGAUAAAAUCAGCUCUUCACAAAAACAGUCAGUACAGGCCGCAUAGGAGAUUCAACGUAUUUUAUAAGUGUGAACUUUUAGUUAGUUAACUGUAUCCGUUUGUUUAUUUGAGCAAUUCGUAAAUAAUGUAUUGCAGCGUAAGUGAAAUCUCCUUGCGUAUUAUUGAAUUAGACCGUUUUUGUGCGAAUCAAAUUAAUUGCACGCAAAAUACGAUCUAGAUACAUAUGUAAAGUUAUUUUUGUGUCGUAUAUCCUUUCUAUAAAGAAUAUUAAAAAGCUAAUAAUUCCGACAGUUGAAUAGUAUAAAAAAGCGACUAUUUGCUUUGUUUUAUGUUUUUGAAUAUCGCAUUACAUGUACGAAUAUAUAUAUACCAUACACCGAUUACUACAAAUAUAUCAACAAUAAAAAUAUAUGAAAGUUAAAUUUAGAA
Molecule: messenger RNA, 3431 nt
Organism: Anastrepha obliqua
Lineage: Eukaryota; Metazoa; Arthropoda; Insecta; Diptera; Tephritidae
Gene: betaCOP
Product: coatomer subunit beta
Exons: 8
Coding region: 186-3047 (953 amino acids)
Biological process (GO): endoplasmic reticulum to Golgi vesicle-mediated transport; intracellular protein transport; intra-Golgi vesicle-mediated transport
Cellular component (GO): COPI vesicle coat; cytoplasm
Molecular function (GO): structural molecule activity
Source: RefSeq, a predicted model, not a curated record